Messenger RNA from Drosophila subobscura, 762 nucleotides. RefSeq lists its product as uncharacterized. Bases 1 to 762 code for a protein of 253 amino acids. The record is from RefSeq and is a predicted model, not a curated record. The transcript has a single exon. Lineage: Eukaryota; Metazoa; Arthropoda; Insecta; Diptera; Drosophilidae.
AUGAACGAGAGACGGGAAAAAGCCUCCCAAACGGAAAACACAACAUUGGGCCACGUCGUUGUGGAUGAGUUUGCCUGGGACUUUAUGGCUGGCACCUUCGACUGGCAGUUGUACACAAUUUUUAUAGAGAUUGCAGCUCAAGCUCUUCUUAUUGCAAUCACUAUUGCCGUGGCCAGGAAAUGUCUGAUGCGAGGCCUCAGCCGAACUGCGGAGCACGCUUUUUAUUGCAUCCUGGGUUUUUUUCUAGCGGCUGGCGAGGCGCUCUUGAUUAAACACAGCUGGUUGCUGGUUCGCUUGAUUGGGUUGCCCACUCUGGAUCUGAUGCACAUCGCUUUGGGCCUGCUGGGGUUUUAUAGCGGAUGCAUUGGACUACUGCAAAAGAGUCGACGGUAUGGACACAAGCCGUGCAUUUGCAUUGCACACUCCCUGACCAAGCAUGGAUUCUGCGGACUGCUGGGUCUUUUCCUAACCGCAGGCUGUCUUUUAUCUGGGUUGGCCUUGCUCGGUAUGCGAAAUGUUUCCCUAAACUUGUCGCAUCGUUUGUUCGGGCUUUCGGGCUUUUUUUGCUCGAUCUGCAGUCAAUGGUUUGCCUACAACACGGGCUUCGCUCGACGUGAGUGGCGCGAGCAACAGAUCAAACUAUUUAAGUUGGGAACUCUGGCCACCAUCCUUACGGUGGCCCACUAUGAGCUCUGGAGUCUUGCGAGGGAUAUUGUUCAGCUCAUGCCCAAGGAGACAUUUGAGAUUUUCCAUCGUGACUGA